AUGAAAUCUGCGAAAGAAAUUCUUGCUUCUCUACGAAGGGAACCGUUUUCUCUCGAGACUGACGAGAAACUGGGAAAUCAUCGUGUAGUCUUAGAGGCAAGAGCUGGUACACUUCCUCUCAAAGUCGUGGAAACAUUUCUCUGUGAACAGUACCACAUCGUAGCAGCCGACACUCGCAGCAUGGAACACUUGGUCUCUAGGUUCGAAGGCAAUGAUGUUAUCCGCGAGUACUUCAAGUAUUUUUAUGAAGGAGAAAAGCUGGCCCACGGAAAACUUCUAGCCAUGGCACAAACUAUGGGACUUUCCGAUUCGAAUCUUGAGAACUACGAGCCUCAAGCCAAUGCCCAGGGAUAUCCUUCCUAUCUUUGUCGCUUAGCUCAUUAUGGAGAAGCCCCACAAAUCGCAGCGGCUGUGGCGGUCAAUUUCCCCGCUUUUGGUCAAAUGUGUUUGGCUCUGGAAGAUGCUUUGAAGAAAAACUACAAAAUGCAAGAGGAAGACCUGGAUUUUCUUCGCUUCUUUGGCGCUGGUAACCUUGAUGAAGGGGCCAUGAAGGUCAUAGAGGCCUACCAUGCUAACGACAAAGGCAAACUAAAUGAAAUUGAAUACAAGGACAUAAGAAGAGCAGUUCGUCUCCUGCAAGCUUAUGAGGUCAUGUUCUGGGACAGCGUGUAUGACUCUUCCACUUGA
Porites lobata is the source of this 687-nucleotide messenger RNA. NCBI's taxonomy places the organism in Eukaryota, Metazoa, Cnidaria, Anthozoa, Scleractinia, Poritidae. The record is from the annotation of a GenBank genome assembly.